Molecule: messenger RNA, 537 nt
Organism: Adineta ricciae
Lineage: Eukaryota; Metazoa; Rotifera; Eurotatoria; Adinetida; Adinetidae
Source: the annotation of a GenBank genome assembly
AUGUCAUCAUCACAUUUCAUCCCAGAAAUGUCCUAUCCGCCUUAUUGUAUUCAACCAUUGAAGCCUUGGGGUUUAAUAGUCAUUGGUAGUGGUGGCGGUUCAACCAAAACCGGUGCUGGCAAUGACGUUCAUCUCAAAUGGACUCAUUUGAAUCCAUCGACAAAUUCAAAUCAUCAAAGGUGUUCCGUACAAAAUCAAAGUAAUUUUUCUCAGCAAGAUAGUGUCAUGCGGAUGAUCUCCGUAACUAAACAGCAAGAAUAUCUGAUCUUGGUGCAAAAUCAGCAUUUGAAAGUCAUUAUGCCGAAAGCAUGUCAUACUGACUUUGAUGACAAUCCGCGGAAUUCGAUGCCGCUACCUCGAACAUCGUCUGAUAUGAAAAAUUCGAAACGUCGCUUAUCUAUAUUGCUCCAUCCCAAAAGCCAAACAACUGUCAAAUCCAUCGUUUGUCAGGUCAAUUCAUUUAGUCAAUCAUUCAAUGACAUGAUACCACCAUCAACUACAGCAAUAAUUAAGAAUAAUAUUUACCGUUUCAAUUGA